CCAUUAAUGGAGGAAGGAUUGACAAAGACCAAAUUGAUCUUUGGCUUCCUUCUUGUACUUUACGCAUCAAUAACUUUAACUUGUACCCAUGCCGCUGACACCAUAUCUGCAAACCAAAUCUUUAGAUAUAAUGAAACGAUCAUUUCUGCCCACGAAACCUUUGAACUUGGUUUCUUUAAUCCCGGUAACUCCACAAACUAUUACGUCGGAAUCUGGUACAAGAAAAUACCCAAACGAACCUAUGUAUGGGUAGCCAACCGGAACACACCAGUCACCGAUACCUCCUGCGAGCUAACUCUCACCCUUCAAGGAGUUUUAAUAAUCCAAAACGCCACCACAAGCGAUGUCAUAUGGCCUUCAGCGAACUCAUCAAUGACGACAGUGAGGAAUCCGAUUGGUCAACUUCUCGAUACUGGCAACUUUAUGAUUUACAGUGACAACGUCAGUCACGUGAAUCCUAUAUGGCAAAGUUUCGACUUUAUGACCGACACUUUACUUCCCGGAAUGAAGCUAGGCUGGAACUGGGUUACCAGAACCGAAAGAUACUUAACGUCGUGGAAAUUCCGCGAUGAUCCUGCUUUGGGUGACUACUCGCUCAAGGUUGAUACCAAAGGAUACCCUCAAAUGAUCCUAUGGGAUGUCGAGAAAAUAAAGUUCCAUGCAGGUCCACGGGACAGGCUCAGAUUUAGUGGAGACCCUGAUUUGAAACCGAACCCUAUUUACAAUUUCACCUUUGUUGUUAAUCAGAGAGAAAUUUACUACCAAUAUAAUCUUAUAGAUACUUCAUUCAUUACAAGGCUGGUGUUACAACCAAGUGGUAAUAUAGAGUGCUUGUUAUGGGUUGAUAGCAUACAAGAUUGGAGCCUUUAUUUGACUCCGGAGGGUGAUUAUUGUGAUCGAUACGUGGUGUGCAAGGCCUUUGGGAGCUGCAACAUUGACAAAUCCUCUCUUUGUGAAUGUUUGAAGGGGUUUGAACCCACCUCACCUGAACAGUGGAGGGUUGCAAUUUGGUCACAAGGGUGUCGACGUACGACCCCUUUGGAUUGUGGGCCUAGUGAAGGGUUCAACAAAUAUAUCAAUAUGAAGUUACCGGACACGCUUGGGUCAUGGUAUAACCAGACCAUGACACUUGUAGAAUGUGAGAAUAUGUGUAAAAGCAAUUGCUCUUGCACAGCUUACACAAAUUUGAAUGCCUCAGGGACUGGGAGUGGUUGCUUGCUAUGGUUCGGUGACCUAACUGAUAUUAAAACGAUUGCUGAAACAGGCGACUCUCUAUAUAUACGAAUGCCACCUUCUGAGUUAGAUUUAAUAGAAAACAGUAGAAGCUCAAAUGCAGGGAGAAGAGUACGAAUUAUUGUCCCCAUAUCGAUUGUAGCUUUGGCCAUACUAGUUUCAUAUGCUUAUUUUACCGUUUUCGUACGAGUACGCAUCAUCACCAAGGUGUUUCUCUACUUUUGUUUAGAAGUUAAAACAAAUGUAUUUUGAAUCACAAAAAACCUGCUAAAUCGUUUUCUUAAAUAAUUU
Molecule: messenger RNA, 1524 nt
Organism: Helianthus annuus (common sunflower)
Lineage: Eukaryota; Viridiplantae; Streptophyta; Magnoliopsida; Asterales; Asteraceae
Product: G-type lectin S-receptor-like serine/threonine-protein kinase At4g27290
Exons: 2
Coding region: 7-1485 (492 amino acids)
Biological process (GO): recognition of pollen
Source: RefSeq, a predicted model, not a curated record